This is a messenger RNA of Panicum hallii, 839 nucleotides long. Its product is annotated as ubiquitin-conjugating enzyme E2 variant 1C-like. Bases 124 to 576 code for a protein of 150 amino acids. The record is from RefSeq and is a predicted model, not a curated record. Gene Ontology annotation, cellular component: nucleus. The transcript has 4 exons. Gene Ontology annotation, biological process: protein K63-linked ubiquitination; DNA damage tolerance. NCBI's taxonomy places the organism in Eukaryota, Viridiplantae, Streptophyta, Magnoliopsida, Poales, Poaceae.
GCAUGACACCUUCCUGUCUUUUUAUGCCGCCCCGACCGGGUUGCAAAGGGGAGGCUUCCUGAACCGGCCCGCCCUUGUCUUGCUCCGCUCCUCGGUCCUCACUCACCGCGCCGCCGUGCAAACAUGACGAUGGGCUCCGCCACCGUCGUCGUGCCCCGCAACUUCCGGCUGCUGGAGGAGCUGGAGCGCGGCGAGAAGGGCAUCGGCGACGGCACCGUCAGCUACGGCAUGGACGACGGGGACGACAUCUUCAUGCGCUCGUGGACAGGAACCAUCAUAGGCCCCCUCAACUCGGUGCACGAGGGCCGCAUCUACCAGCUGAAGCUCUUGUGCGACAAGGAUUACCCCGACAAGCCACCCACCGUGCGCUUCCACUCCAGGAUCAACCUCACCUGCGUCAACCCGGACACAGGCCUCGUUGAAGGCAAGAAGUUCCAGAUGCUGUCCAACUGGCAGCGUGAGUACACGAUGGAGCACAUCCUGACGCAGCUCAAGAAGGAGAUGGCGGCGCCGCACAACCGGAAGCUGGUGCAGCCACCGGAAGGGACCUUCUUCUGCGCCGCACAAGAAGAUUAACUAUAUAUAUAUAUAUAUAUAUGAUUGAUUUGCACGAACCUAUCUACACGUACGUAAGAUCGAUCGAGUCAGCAUGCUGCAGCUACUCAUCAGAGAUCACUAGAAAGAAGAAAAAAACUGAGAUGAUAUAUGGAUGUUGCUGCUAGGAUAUAUACAUUCGCUUGUAGCUACUCUCGCUGUCAGUAUACCACCGUGCGUAUGUCCAUAUACUUAUUAAUCACUUUCAGUAUGUUCAUAUAUUAAUUCUAAAAUACUUCAAGGGA